Messenger RNA from Bufo bufo (common toad), 1082 nucleotides. RefSeq lists its product as uncharacterized. The record is from RefSeq and is a predicted model, not a curated record. Lineage: Eukaryota; Metazoa; Chordata; Amphibia; Anura; Bufonidae. Gene Ontology annotation, molecular function: protein dimerization activity. The transcript has a single exon. Bases 211 to 1011 code for a protein of 266 amino acids.
GAAAGCAGAGUUGCAGCAAUUAAACCCUUGCGAUAUUUCCUACCUGAGGUAUUUGAUGCACUGUAUGACAUCUCAGAUGAUGACAACAGGGACAUUAACACUAAACAUCAAGCUCAAUCCUUGGCAACGAAAAUAAAAUCAUUCAAAUUCAUCUGUUCCAUUGUCAUUUGGUAUGAAUUAUUAUCAAAGGUGAAUGUGAUCAGCAAAAUAAUGCAGCAAACAACAUCAAACCUAUCAGGCUGUGUACAGGAACUGGAGAAGUUGAUCAAGCACUUGGUGGAAUACAGGUCUGAUGAAGGCUUUGAGAAUGCGCUAGCUGAUGCCAAAGGAAUAGCUGAAAAGCUUGAUUGUGAAGCAAAAUUUCCUGAUGCAUUUACAAUUAGACCUCGACGGAAAAAGAAGAUUUUUGACUAUGAACAUGAAGAUGAGUCUCUUGCAGACCCUACACAAUAUUUUAAAGUGAAUUUUUUCUUUGCCGUUUUGGACACAUCCAUCCAGUCCAUAAAUGAGAGAUUCACAUUACUUCAGAGCCACUGUGACACAUUUGCAUUUUUAUAUGAAAUCCCAAAACUUGGGAUGGACAAAAAGGAUAUAUUGAAGUGUUCCAUGGAUCUGCAAAACAAAUUAACUGACAGCCAGUUAUCCCACUCUGACAUUAAUGGAAUAGAUCUUUGUGAUGAACUGGACACCAUUCGACCUUUUCUAACCCAGGAGAUGACAGUCACCAACAUCUUGCAGUAUCUAGUGGAGAAUAACUUGACCAACACAUUCCCAAACCUUUCUGUUUCACUGAGAAUAUUGAUGACACUUCCUGUAAGUGUAGCUGCUGGGGAACGUUCAUUUUCCAAACUAAAGCUGAUAAAAAAUUAUCUCCGUUCCACGAUGUCCCAGGCAAGACUUACCAACUUAUCCAUUAUAUCCAUUGAAAAAUCCUUCUGCGAAGACUUGGAUAUAGAUGAUGUGAUUAGAAAUUUUGCUGUUGCCAAGGCUCGAAGAGUUCGUUUUGUUUGAUUAAAUAAUCAAUGUGUACACACUGCAUGCAUCCUUUCCUAGUGUCUCACAACUAGAAGAUAAUGUACCAA